Messenger RNA from Leishmania braziliensis MHOM/BR/75/M2904, 7134 nucleotides. RefSeq lists its product as hypothetical. The coding region runs from base 1 to 7134 and encodes 2377 amino acids. The transcript has a single exon. Lineage: Eukaryota; Euglenozoa; Kinetoplastea; Trypanosomatida; Trypanosomatidae. The record is from RefSeq and is a predicted model, not a curated record.
AUGGAAUCGCCUCCAGCGCAGGCUGUUUCUGGGGAGCAGCGCGCCCGCUUGCUUGAGCUGGAAGAGCGGCAGCGUCAGCUCAAGCGCCUGUGCGAGGAGGCACUCAGGGAAGAAGAGCAGCAUCAACACAUUCUUCAGCAAUUGGAAGAGCACAACACGGGUGCCGUGUCAUCUGUCGAGUCGUUCGCUGGAGGCAGCGCCGGGAGCGUUAGCGGUUCUGCAGCUCUGCAGGGGGGGCGUUUCUCGCCCAAUCACGGAGGGGAACCCCUCGAAGACUUGCUGACAGGCGAGGUACAGUCCUUUCGUGACCCCAACAGCGCCGUACGCGAGUCCUCCACCGGCAGUGCAGCCGCGCCACUGUGGUUGCGUAGCGAGUCGCUGUCGAAUCCGCGCAACCCUUCGGCGGACCGGCCGCGCACUGCACUCAGUAGUAGCUAUCGCCCACCGACGUACCCGCUGCCAAUGGUGUUCGCCACACAAUCGCCUCCCCCGCCGCGAGAAAUGCUGUAUAGUACCUCUAGUCGACCUAGAGAAGAGGGAAGCAGUGCAGCUGUAGCGGCCAUGAAUCGCAGAAUCCAGCCCCCCACGUCUGCGCCAGUAAUGUCGUCCUCUCUACCGAUAACCAGUGCGUGGCGGCAUGGUGAGAGGGGUACUGCAGAACGCAAGUCAGGAUCAAACUCCGCGGCCGCAGCUCUCUUUCCGCCUGCUGCACCCACACCCCUGUCGCCACCGCCGCCGCCGCCGCCUCCUCCAGAGCGCAGUCACAGCCGUGGCGCGAGCCACAGCAUCCCCUCGGCAGAUCGAUACUGGCGCAGUGAUGCCCGUCCCUACCACGGCAUCCCUCCCCCUCCACCUCCUCCAGCAUCGGACGCAACACAGGCUACGGCUUCACCUUCUGCCGUGCGGUACUCGUGGACACUCAGAGCGCAUACAAGCCUGUCGCCGCCGCGGCCGCCGCUGUCCUCACGCUCAUCCGCGUUGCCGUUGGUCUCUCCAGAUGAAGUCACGGACAACCCUCCGGCUCCGCCUCCGCGCACGCACCGUCGAGCUGCUCCCUCGCGCGACAUGCCGCCCAGCAUGGCAGAUACGUACCGCUGGCCGCCUAGCCUUCUCCACACAGACUCGCCGCCUCCACCCCCACCUCCACCACCACCGUCACCGCCAGCAGCACGCACAGAUCCGGUUGGGGACUCGACUUUACCCACCACACCAUCGGAACGUGACAUUGCGCGAUGGAGGCGUCGGUUGAGCGGCAGCGGCGCAGUUAGGCCACUCAGUGAUAACCGCCCGGGUAGCGGAUACGAUCGGAGUGGAGCCGCAACGUUGGCGAAUCGGCGCGCCCCUCCGGCAGCCGUCACCCCGCUACUCUCUGUUCCUUAUCGCGAGACUGCCACUAAAAAAGGUGUCAGGGUCGCGGGCCGGGCACCUCGGAGCUUGCCACCACCACCUCCACCGCCGGCCCCUAGUGUGACCCUCUUCUCACCAGCCCGCUACGGCGAAGGCAGGAAUGAGGAUGAGUCGCUUCCAGAUAGAUGGGAGACGGCGUCAUUGACACCGAGCCUGCGCAGUGCAGAAGAACGGUGCCUGCGCAACUACUUCGCGAAGCCCGUCAGAGAGGUUGGCAGUUCAUCUCCGACACACAGAAACUACGCAAGCUACAGCCGGCAGCGUGCGUCGCCAUCCUGCAGUGGAGUGAAGGGCGUUCGAACCUCACUGUUUGAAGUCGCUGGCACGGCGGAGCCACGAUUGCAACGGCGUUCGACGGUCAUUCCUACCCCUGACCUUUUUACCUCCUCAGCACCUACUGUAAUGGACACCCCUCCGCCGGCGCCAGCCAAACCAAAGCCCAACAAGACAGCCCUGCAUCCGUACGAGCUGCAACACCCGCAGUCCCCCUCGCUCUCACCCCCACCAGAGACCAGCCUCAAUAGCACAUCAGCCAGGAACUGCCGUGACGCCCCUGGGCACAGAGGUGACACGUCAACACCUCCCCUUUCGGCACUGUACGCAAAACACCAGCAAGCCACCUCGGCCACUCUGAAAAGCAGCAAUCUCGACUCAGCCAGGGGAAACGGUGACAUCUCACUCCCUGCGAACUUGGACAUGACUAACAAGGCAGCCACUGGAGCGCCGCACACCGCCGCUGCAGCUUCGGCCAACGACUACUUUGACAUGGGCCCUGAGAAGGAGGCACUGCUGUCACUGCUGCAGGAGAGCACCCGCGGCGCACCAGGGAGCAACGCCGGUGCCGCGCUGCCAGCCACUAGCUGCCCGUCGUCUAUACAACAGGGUAUGUCGCCCGCGAUGGGUGCCAACCUCGCAGGCGGUCGGCGCGGCGAGAAGGCACUCCCUUACCCUCUCUCGGCCAACUGCCUCUCUGAGCGAAACCAGACACAGAUUUUUUCGACUCAGCCCCCAAUGACGACGCUGCCGCCCCACUACAAAGACCCGACAGCACAACACUCGUACUUGAACCCAACAGUGGACUCGUCGAUCCUGCGCGGCGGAAACGUCAACGCAGCCACUAGGGGAGUGCAGCACAGCAACGAGGUGGCUGCGGUGCAACUGCAGCAGAAAUACGAUGAAGCACAGGCCAAGGCAGAAGCCCUUGCGCGACAUCUGGUGAAAGCCAUCAGUGAUCGCAAGAUGCUUCAGGGAAGCGUCGAGCAGCUGGAAAUGCUUGUGGAGGAGUGCAACAUCGAGGUGGGUCGACUUCAGCAGAUUGUGGAGCAACAGCACCAGGACAGUGCCACCUCCCUCGGGGUGCAGGCAGCACUUCGCGCCAAGGAGCGGGAGGUGGCUGUGUACGAGGAUGAAAUCCGGCGACUCCACGUAGUGCUGAAUGGACACCUCACUCGCACGGCCACUGCUGAGCGUGUAGCGCAGGAGAGUGUGCAUCAAGGGCUGGUGGUGAAGGAGGCAGAAGUUGAGGCGGCCAUAGCAGAGGUAGGUAUGGCGCAUCUGGCGCAGCGGGAGGCAGAGGAGCGGGCAAGCCAACUGGCGAAUGAGUUGGAUACGGCGGUGGAGCAGAUACAAUUCCUCGACGAGCGCCUCGCUGAGAUGGAGCGGGCGGCAGCGGCAGCGCUCUUACCGGCGUCGCGUGUACACGCUGCCAAAGAACCCGGCGUAGACUCGGACAACGGUGACGCCGCUCUCGCUCACUCGAGCGCAGCAGCGCACCUCACCAUUCCCCCCGACGAAGAAACGCGCCGCUGGCCGCUGGAAGCGCGGCGAACGAUGGCGCAGCUUGUCGCACAGGCAGAAGGGCUCCUUUUGAAAAAUGCGGAGGGGGAACGCCACACCUCGAUGCGGCUGCAGCACAUGGAAAACACCUGCAGCGAGCUGCAACGACACCUCCGUCAGCGCAGCGAGGAGGUAGAGCGUGCGCGUGAAGCAUACGAGCAGCUGCGACAAGAGAAGAGCACCUUGCAGACGGUAGGAGAGGUGUGGUACCAGCAACUACGUGAAGUGAAAGAGGAUGCACAGCUCGUCUCCGAGAUGGUGCGCACCUCCCGCGAGGAUGCGGAAGAUGUGUAUCUGUCCUCGCGUGUCGCAGAGGAGCGUGCUGUUGUGCACCGUGCCGCCGCGGCAGCGGCAAGCCCGCUGCGGCCCUUUCCGAGCUCAGCGCCAACGGACUCGACAACACUGAAGAAAUCUGCGCAGUUCGCCCGGCAGGUGAUGCGCGACUUUCAUGCGGUGGCGCGCUUUCUUUCAAGCCUGCGCACGAUGAACAUCGGGGACCGCAAUGGGUACCAAAUCCUCCAGACCAUUGCUAGUGGCCGCAACCCAGCCGAAGGACUCUACGUCACUGCCGACGACGCCGCUACGCCGAAGCGGGUCAGCGAGCUACUGGCCCCCAAUGCAGCGAGUGAGGCAAAGCGCCGUGUGCAAGAGAAGAAAGCUCGCGUUCUGCGUGCUGUGGAGCAGGCCUUGAUCAUAGGGUCGGAUUCGGCCCCUGAGUUCGCCUCGCUAGAUGCCUCAGAGAAGCGCCCCCCCAGUCGCGCACCCAUCAUGCUGGGUCUGCCGCUCCGUGCGAGAGAGCGACCGUCACCAGCAGGGGCAGAGGUGUGUGAGGUCCCCGACGCCUUCGAAGACGAGCUGACUAACGGUGAUGAGGCGGAGGUGGAGGUGGUGUUUUCCUCUCUGCACCCCACGCGGAUGGGCAGCCAAAGCCUCCGCGACGGCAGCAGUGGCAUGGUCCACAGCGAUGUGCGCCGGCGGCCGGCGCCUGAUUCAGUGGCAUCCGUGUCGCAGAACCGAAUGCCGCCAACCUCAGAGAUCCGGCGUGCAGCUCCAGCGUUCGCAGCGUCGCCCCCAGCAGCCCCGCUCGCGCCUGACGGGAAGUCGUUUUGCAGCACGCUGUUCACGAACAGCAGCGAGGCCCCUAGCACCGCCUCGACAUCUCAGCCCACAGCGGUCAAAGCGGCACCAGCGCCCCCCACCCCGCUCCCGUCGGUCUCGCGACCACUACGCCUAUCCAACACGCCGUCGCAGCCGCAGUCGGAAGGCAAAGAAGAGAACGAGGAAGAAGCUCUGGGACCUUCCGAGAAGCAUUCGAGCUCGAUUCGAGCGUCAUCGCACACUGUCCUAAGGACAGACUCGAUGCCGAUCUGCAGCACUGGCGCUGGCAUCGACUCAGAAACGCACUCCAUCACCCUCGUCCCACUCCCCUCCAUACCGCAGCAGGUGCCUCAGUUGCAAACGACGACGGUGCAACAGGCACCGCUGCCGCCAUCGACGCUCACCGUCACCGGUGGUUUGCCGGUGGAUCACAUCGUCGUUGUAAGCUCGAGUACUGCUCCCUUUGUCUCUGGCAUCGUUAUGACUGACCAGGAAAAGGAUGCCACCGUCGCACGCCGUAAUGCCCCCACACUACUACAGAUGCAGCAGCAGCACACACCAAUACCUGCGACAUUGACGAACACGCCACCUUCGUCGUCGCGUCUCCGCUCCCCUACCCCCGACCGGCUGCCUGCGGUGUGGGCUGGGACGCACGUCGAUGAGGUCCUUAUCGCAUCUCCCAUCGAGCAACGGCGGUCUUCUCAGUCGUUUACAGACGAACCGCCGCCUCGCGUUGUAUGCGACGAAAACAAGCAAUUGGGGCACCUCUGCUCGCGGCCGAAGAACCGCAGUACCACCGCGCGUCCAUCCUCUACACCGCAUCCAGACUCGCGCUCCGGGACGCGCCGCGGCUUCGAAGCAAGAGCUGAAGAAGAGACUGUUGCGCCGCCGCGGCACACAGACCAGCAUCGCCGUGGCGCGAGCAACAGAAGCAACGACGAUGAAGCCACCCUCUUCUUUCGGGAGCCGCCUCGUGGUGAAGUGCAGGAAGUGGCCAGCGAAGCAACCUCCACCUCCUUGCAGGAGCAGCAGCAAUUUUGCGUUGAAGUGGAUCUCCUCAACGAGGACUUUGUCAUGCCAUCUCGCAGGGUCUCUGCAGCACCGGUGGCACUGGCGUCGGUGUCGUCCGUCUCUCCGGAGACCACCUUGAUUGACGAGGAAGAAGAAGCCGACGUAGAAGAGCGAGUGCCGUCUGCUGGCACAGCAGCAACACGUCCCUCGCUGCGCGCCGAGUCGCCGUUAAAAAGGGACCAUACUGCGGCCCCGUCUGUCCCGGAUGUCAGCCUUGUGCCGUUGAAGGACGCAAAAGCAACGAAGCCGAGCUCGUCUCGCAAUCGCCGCGUUGUCGACGAAGAUGACGAGCCAUCCUUGAGUUUCCUGGCACCGCCACCGCCGCUCCCGCCGCCAGUUCGGCCGUCACCUUCGCAGGUGCAAACCAAAAGAGCUCAGGAAGAGGAUGCAUUGGUGCUCACGUCACCAACAGAAGCGUCUCUGUCAGGCACCAGUUACUCGCAAACGAUGGAGGACACUAGCGGCGCUGCAGUCUCUACCGAGAACGUCCCACACUCCCCGCUAUCCCUGUGCGGAAGCUUCGCAGGUGCACCGCUCCGGCUGCCACACCAACCACGCCGGCCGUCAGCAUCUGAUGGCCAUCCCAGCCUGACGGCAGUAGAAGGUGCGGUUGCCCCUCCGCGCCUGCAGCGCUCCACAGGCUCGUCCCCAUUAACAGCAGCCCAGCCUCUUUUGGGCACCUUUGCCCCUGGGCCAGCGGCUGCAGGAGAUGCCACCGCCGGAGUUAGCCAGCGCAUCCGCAGCGGUAGUCGACCUCCCACGGCGAGGUUGUCGGUUGAUUGCCCUUUGCUAGAAGCAACGCCCGCGCUUGUGGAGCCGCGGCGCCACUCUCCAUCAGCGCGACCUGUGCCGACUGCAACGCAUACGAAUCCUGUUACCCCGGUCGAUACUGUCGACUUCGAUUCGCCGUCGACUGCAGGGCUGUCCCCACUGGAGGAGCAGACCUCGCCGGCGCCCAAAAAGGCACAGAUAUCACGGGCCCACUCGGAGGUGGACCUCCACGUCGACGAUCUGCUGCGAUCUGACGGGAAGGUCGGUGCGAAGACCACGUCAUCGACCCCUACCAGUCGGCUGCCAAGCAUCACUUCCACAGCGGCCCCCGGAAGCCCUCAGCACGUGCUAGAAGAGCCCUCUGUAGCUUUGGGCCUUCCUGGUGAGAUCUGCAACGAUACACCUGGACAACUGGGCAGUGCCGUCUCGCUUCCCGCUGAGGCGCUGCAGGCGGCUCCGUUGCACCCACGGGAACCACCCACGCGCGCAGGGCACAGCGCUUCACCAUGCUGUAGCCCUCACGAGGAAGCAGCACCCGCGCCCCUUCCCCUGGUGAACGCUGAUGCGCCGGAGUCGAGCGCGCUGAAUCUUCCGUACACCUCACCAAAACCGGCACCACCCAUGGCAGAGGCAGCGACAUUCAACGGGAAUCGACCCGCCACCUCACCUGCUGUAGCCCAGAUGCCAUCAUCCACCAUCUCCACGCCGCGUAGCCACGGCGGCGGUCGACAGAACUCGGCGAGUGUUUGGAGCUCGACCCCGGCGGAGCAGCCGAUGCCGGAUGGGAUCACUGCGAGACGCUGUGAAGAGGUCGCCAAAAUACUGAUGCGCUUAAAGGCAAAGAAGGAGCAGGACUCAAAACAGUCCUCUGAAAUGAGCACGCCUACGAGCCCCACGGAGAGCGAGCCCUCAUCGACGGGACUGGAAGACCUGGACUCCCCCUCCAGCUAA